Messenger RNA from Pomacea canaliculata, 1177 nucleotides. RefSeq lists its product as uncharacterized. Bases 171 to 530 code for a protein of 119 amino acids. NCBI's taxonomy places the organism in Eukaryota, Metazoa, Mollusca, Gastropoda, Architaenioglossa, Ampullariidae. The record is from RefSeq and is a predicted model, not a curated record. The transcript is spliced from 2 exons.
GCAAAACCGACUCUUACUAACUACAGACCGCUAAGUUUUCUCACCAGUCACGUGUUUCACCUGACGCAAACGUCACUUCCUGUCGCCUCGUCUCCGUGUCCAACAUCAAAUACUUCGACUGCGGCCCCCAGCGUGCUGUGUGGGCGUCGCGCUUUAGCAGCGUGUACCAGAUGAACCCUGACUUCUUUGUCACGUGGACGGUGGUCGCCGGCGUGGUGUGGGUGUACUCUGUCUUGGCGGUGGAGCUGUUGAUUAGUGUCCUGCUUGCCGUCACCCUGCUACGUCACAGCCGCCGACGCAAAGACAUCACCACCAGCGACGGCGACAAGCGAGACAGACAGGUUCGGCAGACGACCAAAACGGUUCUGGUGUCCAGUCUUCUCUUUCUAUUCCUUAAUCUCCUUCAAGUUACCAACUCCAUUGCCGAUUCUUUGGUUCCUACUUAUAACAGCUUGCCAGGACUGCGCUACACCUACCUGUUCGUCCACAACAUGGGGACAGCUGUCCUUCAGCUUGAGUCUGUGUUCUGACCUCCUCACCUUCUUCAUCCUCAGCUCCACACAUCGCAUGGCCUUCCGGAAGCUGAUUAGCAGCAUGUGUGCAGCCUCGGCAAACAGGAUGCUAAGAAGAAAGAAAGUUUGACAGGACGCAGUGAGACAUAUACACAAAGCCAGGUACUCUCCUCGGUUAUUCAAGAAAGUCUGAGUCUUUGAAAUGCUUUAACAAAAACAAAACCAAAAAAUGACAUCUGUAAAUUUUGCAGCUGAUUAAAGUUUCGUCAAGGCAGUCAUUAUUUUACACUUUGGAAUCGAGCUUUAUGUUAUAAGCAUCUUCUUGAUAUAACAAUUCGUGAGAUGUUUAAUCUAAAAAUACGCUUAAUUUUUAUAAUAAAUGCCUAAUAAUAUACCAAAACUUACUCCAGGUGUUGUUUCGGCAUCCGUAGGUAGACUGUGCCUUUUGCUUCUGUAGCAUUUACUUGCGAGAAGAAUACAUUUGUUUUGUUGGCAGCUGAACUAGAAAUAAUUCUCGUUCCAUCCACUAAAAGGACUUAAAUUUCCGGUUAAUUUUUUAUUUGUCUGUCACUAGUGUUUCAAAAUCUUUUCCAAGGAACAUUGCUCAAAAUACAGAAUAAAGAAGAGAAAUGUAACAAUCUUCAUGACAAGAUCUCAUAGAAAUC